GUUCACUAACUCCUUUUGCCCUUGGAACCAGUUAUCCUACUCUCUCAGUAACCAACUAAUGGGUUUGGCACCAACUUUUCAGUCAUUUACAUUUUGUUGCACCCCAUCGGUCUCAAAAAGAAAUUAAGAAAAAAAAAAAGCUAACCAAAACAAAAACUUGAGUAACAGUGACUCCUAUAGAAAAGAUUUUGUUAUUUUAGGAACUGAUUCCUAAACAAAACACCUACAGCUUUCCAAUGCUCUAAUCUUUGUAUCUUCAGGCUUUUCCAGAUUUGAUAUAGAGAGAGCACUGGCAGAAAGUAAAGGAGUGUACCGCUGGAUUAACCUGACAACGGAUCUAUACUUGCAUGGCUAAACAAAAAGGUACCGGGCUGGGAGGGGAAAACGCAUUUUUAAAUGGGGGGUGUGUGGGGUAGGGGAGUUGCCAACAGUGAGUAAUAGCUUCCUUCGCAGCUGACUUUAGCCAGUUAAGUGUCGGUACAGCGACUGGGCCAACGUUAGGCCUGGUUUCACCACAUUACCCUGCAGUGCUGCCCAGAUGAGAUUACGAAUCCGCGUGAGGCAGAAUCUGGAAAGAACGCGCCGGCGCCACACCCUCCCGCCCGGCCGCCCGCUCGCACUGACAGCCCGCGCGGGUGCGGGGUCCGGGCCUGUGAGCCGGCGGCCGCGGAGGACCCGGCCUGCUGCCCCGCCGCCGCCCCGCCCGCCCCCUGCCCCCCCGAGGCCCGCCCCCAGAGCAGACGACCGAGGCCUAAUCGCCGCCUGGGCUGCGGGGCCUAAAGGAAGGGGCCGGCGCUGAAGAGGGGACGGCCACGCCGCCGCCGCCUCGGCUACUCAGCGAGGCGCCGGCUUCCGCGGCGCCGGGCUCCGGCUCUCCCGCUCACGUGCUCCUGAAAGACGGUUUCACU
Molecule: messenger RNA, 908 nt
Organism: Physeter macrocephalus (sperm whale)
Lineage: Eukaryota; Metazoa; Chordata; Mammalia; Artiodactyla; Physeteridae
Product: taperin-like
Exons: 2
Coding region: 539-799 (86 amino acids)
Source: RefSeq, a predicted model, not a curated record